Punica granatum (pomegranate) is the source of this 2780-nucleotide messenger RNA. The record is from RefSeq and is a predicted model, not a curated record. Lineage: Eukaryota; Viridiplantae; Streptophyta; Magnoliopsida; Myrtales; Lythraceae.
AUCCUCUGAUCUGAUCUGAUCUUUGUUAGGUGGCAGGAAAAGGAUGGAUCAUGCUCUUUUUCGGCUCAGUGGCUGCUGAUCGAUGAGUAGGGAUGCGUAUCUGAAGGCUCUACUGGUAACUGGCUUAUUCUUAACAUUCAUGCAUAACCUUUUUCUCCGUAGUAGCACCAAAAAUCAUCAUUCGACGAAUUUGCGUUUCAUUUCAUAUUCUAAUUUCUUUGAGCUUGGAGCUUGAUUAGAUCUGAUUAAGCUCCAAUUUUCAGGCAUAAAGGAUAUCCGUUUGUUUUCGUAAUGACACAUUCGAAGAGUCUGAGUACUGCAUCUGUUUGUUUUUGUGAUGACACAUUUGAAAAAGUCUCUCCAUUUAUUCGACUAGCCCUCGGAAAUUAGUAAUUUGUGGACAAGUUCUGUUUAAACGGCAGGUGAAAAAUAUGAAAUGGCAUUUAAUCACUGGUCUCACCGUUUCCUCAUUUUUGUAUUGCGCGCGUCCCCAACCUACCAUUUUGAGCAAUCAGAGAGGCUGUAUAUAUACGGUCCUCUGACGACACAAAAUCCUAUCAUUCAAGUCCAAAUUGGAAGCACAAAUUUUGCAAUCAGAGCCCACCUUUGCUUUUCCUCUCUCUUAACCCUGUCUUGCUCUCCUCUUUUCUCUUCCCUAUGGAUUUUCAAGAUUCAACAUAUGAGACUCCUCUAGCAGUAACCGCCCCAGUUCCUGGUAAUGAAGGUCUCGGUGGUGGCAAUGCACCAGUUGCUGUGACAACACUCUUUGGUUAUGAUUGUUAUCACGUACAAUCCACCACAAGGACACCUGGUAGUACCAGAGGUAAUGAUGGUGAUGGUGGCAACAAAAACUUAUAUACUAAAGUAUCUCGGGCAAAUGCGGUCAGCAAUCGAGGCAAUCAGGGGCCAUCAACCGCUUCAUCAUCAGAAAAUGCAAGUAGCGAUGGUGGUGAUCAAGGGUCAUCCAGCGCCCCUGCACCUGCAAGUGCAAGAGGCAAUGGAGAUCAAGGACCAUCCAGUUCCAUGGUGCCAGCAAAUGCAGGUGGUGGUGUUGGUUACCAAAGGCCAUGCCCUGGCAUAUUACCUUCAAACGCAAGCUGUGAUGGUGGCCAUCAGGGACUAUCCACUGCCACAGUAUUGGCAAGUGUGAGAAGUAGUGGCAGCAAUGGCCCUCGAAGACUGCCUGAUCUAGAACCAGGUUUUAGAUUUUGCCCCACUGAUGAUGAACUGGUCUUGUAUUAUCUCAAGCGUAAAGUCUUGGGCAAACCCUUUCGGUGUGAUGUCAUUACCAGCUUGAAUAUCUAUGCCCAUCAGCCAUGGGAUCUCCCAGAUAAGGCGGCAAUAAAAUCCAUGGACCUAGAAUGGUUCUUCUUCACUGAACUGGACAGGAAGUUCAAAAGUGGAGACAGAGUGAACCGUGAUACUGGGAAGGGAUUCUGGAAAACCACAGGAAAUGAUCGGGUGAUCACACACAAGGAGCGGACAAUCGGGCUGAAAAGAACUCUCGUGUAUCACAGUGGGUAUAAGCCUGAUUUUAAGCGGACAGACUGGGUGAUGCACGAGUUCAGGCUGUCCAAGCAAGAGCUUGAAAGAAUUGGCUUGAAAGUGUGGCUGAAUAGUGGCUUUCCCUUUUUCUGGGUGAAGGACACAUAUGUCAUGUGCAGAGUUUUCCAUAAGGAGAAAAUUGGAGCCCCAACCAAGCCCAUGUUUGCACCCUUCAUUGAGGAGGAAUGGGAUGAUGCACGAAUCGAGAGUUUAAGAGAAGAGAACAUGCCUGAAGUAAAUGGAAAUGGCACCGGGAAGAAACAUAUCCACAGUCCACGAGAAGAAACUGCAGAACAAUUUAUGACUGAAGCACAUGCAAGGGGCUCUGAAAAUGAACAAGUUGAGAAUCCAAGGGUAGGGACUGCAGAAGAUCCUAUGCGUGAUGAAAAUGGAAAUGACAACGAGAAUGAACGAACAGGCAAUCUGAGGGAAGAGACUUCGGAACAGCCUAUGCAUCAAGCAAGUGAAUACAGCACUGAGGAUGAGAUGGAAAUAGUCACCCUGGAGGAUCCUCUCCCAAAAAACAACGACCUCCCAGCAGAGGCUAAACCUCCUGAGGAUUGUCCUGGAGGAGAUCCCAUCAAUAUGGAAGCCGUAGAAGAUCCUCCAGUCAUCAACGAGAAGAGGCUUGUUGAUUUGAAGGAGUUUGAUUUGAAUGUGGCACCCAUGGAGGGUAACAUAAUGAACCUGGCUCAGGAUCCUCCCCCGGCCCCUGCAGCAACAGCAGCACCACCAGCAGCACCAUUAAUGCCGAUGGUGAUGGAAAUCGAGCAAGGGGGGCCUUCAAAUCCCAGGCCUGCAUUCUACAGGCCUGCUCCUGAACCUCCAGUGCAUCCACAAUGUAUGAGUUUUGUCAACGGGCUGCAGGAGCAGUUCUACAAGGCAGCUUUGGAGAAGGAGGAGCUGAAGCUCGAGACGGUCCGCCUCCGGCAGAUGCUCAGCAAUGUCCACGUGAGAGCCGACCAGCUGGCCAAGGAGAACGAGGCUCUCAGGAAGAAGCUUCAGGAAGUCUCAGCCUUCUUCCGUUGAGGAAUUCAUCCCUGACGUUCGGUUUUUGUAGGAUCAUUUUCCAUCCUGUGUUCGACCCUUUCGAAGUCAUUUUAUUUUCCCAUCAUAAUUGUAAUCAGAAGCUUGGCUAUUGAUUGUCCAUCAGCUAGCUAGACUUCCUAUCCAGCUUUCAAUUUCAAAACAUGUUAGGACUAUUAUUGAUGAUUGAUGCUCUUGUUUCCAUGGUC